This is a messenger RNA of Rotaria socialis, 1872 nucleotides long. The record is from the annotation of a GenBank genome assembly. Lineage: Eukaryota; Metazoa; Rotifera; Eurotatoria; Philodinida; Philodinidae.
AUGGAAACGACUUAUUAUCAAUCAAAGUUGGAAAAUCUUCCAGAUGAGAUUCUAUUAGAAAUCUGUAAAUACUUAUUAUGCGCUGAUAUUCUUCUGUCAUUUGUGGGACUUAACCAACGAAUAAUGCAAAUGAUCACUCAAUAUCGUCAUCAUACUUCAUUAUAUAAAGCAUCUAUUGCAAAAAGUAAUUAUUUAUGUGUAAAUAUUCUUCCUGAAAUCGGUUCUCAAAUUCGCUCAAUACUCAUUGAUUGUUGCUAUUCAAUCUUACAAGAUGAUUUAUUUAUUAAAUAUUUUGGCAAGAAAAUGUCGAUAGUAUUUCCUCAACUGGAAAAAAUCAGCCUUGUCUCCUAUCAAUACAAACAAUUAAUUGAUAUUCUUAAUAGUCUACAUGAUUUAAAGCAUCUGGUUGAAAUUCGUUUAUAUAAUCUCUUUCCGAUUCAUAAAUCUAAUCAAUUAAUAGCUACUCCCUCAUUGAUGCAAGCAAAUAAUCAUCGAUUUACAACAAUAUUAAUCGACGAUGAAUCAAGUUCGUUAGGUUUCAAUCAACACGAUUGCUACUUGAAUGUCAUCCGAUUGCAAGUCAAACUACAAACAAUCGCCGAUCUGUCAACUCUUUUUUCCUCCAUCCCUAAUGUUCAAUAUCUAGACGUAAUAAUGGAAGAAAACGGUAGUUCAUCGAGACAUUUUGAUGGAUUGGAUUUAUCUUGUCUUUAUCAUCUGACUGAUUUCAAACUCGUAUGCACUAAACAGCCAUGGAUAUUCGAAGAUUUGCUUGUACUAUUUGCUCAAAUACCCAACGUACGAUGUCUAUCCCUGUUUCUUUUUACAUCUGAUACGCGCUUUAUCCAAAGUGACAUCAUAAUUUCUUCACUUCCUUCUACUAUUCAACAAUUCAACUAUGCCAUUUACCUACUUCAUUUUACACCAUUCGAUCAAAUUGAUGAAAUCAUUACUACAUGGUCACCAUCUCAUGAAGUUACAUGUUUCUUUCAUGAUACAUUCUUAUUGGUUCAUACAUUGCCUUGGCAUUUCGAUCGCAUUUCAUUUCCAAAAUAUACCAGUAAAAUAAUGUCCUGCCGAACGAAUAUGAUAUCGGGCUAUGAUAGUAGUGUUAAACAGCUCGAAGUCAAGAUCGAUAAAAAUUUCACUUUAAAAAAAGCUUUAGGAAUUAUAUCGCAAUGUCGUCGAGUGAAAGAAAUUACCAUCUAUGUAACAAAUUCAAUUGACACUAUUAAAGCAGACGAAUGUUCGGUUCCUGAUAUUCCUGAAUUAUCUCGACUUAGGCAAGUGGCUUUUUACGGGCCAAUACCUUCUGAUCUAGAUCAUUUCUUAUUGGUUCUUACUGCCGCGCCCAAUAUCUGUCGCUUAGAUUUACCUUUUGAUCUUUUAUGGCAAUUAAUCGAUAAUCAACAAAUACGUCAUAUUCUUGGUCACCGUAUUACUUCACUUUCCAUUCUUGAAAAUGCAACUAAAUCGUCAUUAGUAACACUCCAGCAAGAACAUAUUCCUAUCAUUUCUUCAGCAUUCUUUCGAGUUUAUGAUAUCUAUGCUAAUUUAGCACAUUUAACUCACAAUACAACCGUAGUCUCGACGAAAAAUAUUCUUGAUGAAUGUGGAGUUGAAAAUUUAGUCACCCAGUUAGACCACGAGAAAUCCGAAGUCUUCUCGUCAUCUUCAACUGAUUCAAUGUUGGUAUCUUUGUUGGCGGAAUUCAAACACCAUAAACUCACUGGUCUCUGUAUUACUGGAGAGUUCUCGGAAAACAUAAAAGUCAACACAAAACAUUGGUUAAAACACAAUACAAUUCUAAAUGGUCAAGAGUUUGAAGCUAUUUUCUGCGAUGAAUUACAUCGAUUACUGAUUUGGAUGUGA